Messenger RNA from Mytilus trossulus (common blue mussel), 2103 nucleotides. RefSeq lists its product as uncharacterized. Gene Ontology annotation, molecular function: zinc ion binding. Bases 4 to 2103 code for a protein of 699 amino acids. Lineage: Eukaryota; Metazoa; Mollusca; Bivalvia; Mytilida; Mytilidae. The record is from RefSeq and is a predicted model, not a curated record. The transcript is spliced from 2 exons.
AAUAUGGCGCAUAGAAACAAUUCUGAAAUCGAAUCAAAGUGUGGAAUUUGCUUGUCUACGUACACAGAACCAAGACUUUUGGACUGUUACCAUACAUUUUGCACACCAUGUCUCGAAAAACUGGAUGUCCAUGAUAAUUAUCUGACUUGUCCGUUAUGUAGAACACACAUUUCUCUACCAGAAAAAGGGGUAAGCGGUUUAAAAUCUUAUCCUUUCAAAUUUGAACAAUCUCCCAGGGCCACUAACUCCACAGACAUUUGCGAAUUUUGUUCUAAAGAAAAUACUGCAGUUGCUAAAUGUCUUGACUGUAAGAUAAACUUAUGUCUGAACUGUCGCGACUACCAUAGAAUAAUAAAAACAUCACAAAACCACUAUCUUGAGAACUUGAAAGUAAAUCAGUUGGACACAUCCAACUUGAAGUCAAUAAACGAAUGUGAGGAACAUAGAAAAGAGUUUACUGUAUUUUGUAAGCCGUGUAAUGUCUUGUUAUGCAGUGACUGUGUUGAAAAAUCCCAUCGUAUGCACGAUUAUCAGAACCUAACACUAUUAAUUCAAACUAGGAAGAAAACUUUACUGACAAGAACAGCAAGCUUGAAAUCAAGAAUAUCAAUUCUCAAAAACACUGAAGAAUUGGUUCAACAAGAGGAAAACGUUUAUCACAAACAGUGUAGCAUAGCGAAGAAAGAUAUAAUAGCACACGCGACAAGUGUUAAAGAUGUAUUUUGUAAUACCAUCGAUAUACUGGCAAACAAAAGUCUGGCUACAAUCGACAACAUUAGAAAAAAAGAUAUUAAAGUAAUUGAUACUUACUUGAAUGAGAUAGAAACCGAACAAUUGUCACUCGCUGGUCUUAUCAGGACAACGGAGGAUUUCAUUAACAGAUCUGCAGAUCAGCAGUUUAUGGAUGAUUUUUUCACCAUUGGUAUCCAUCUUGACAAAGUUCUGACCAAUACGGGAAAGACUUUAUCUUCUUUAAAUAACUUGAAAUUCAAAAGUGGUGAAUUCAAUGAAGCGAUAAUUGAACAAUUAUUUGGAGAACUUGAUAAUAGUACAAGAGAAAAUGUUAUUACUCCUUUAUACCAAAAAUUGCCAAUGCCUGCAAUAUUCCCUAAACAUGCUAAACCAAAAGUAGAACAUACGUUUACACUUUCAGACAAUAUUAUAGAUAUCGUUGCAGCCAAAAACGACAAUACGUGGAUAUUCACGAAGAAUUUAGUCAGUCUGUAUAAUCGCAGCGGGGUUGUGAGUUCUACGUUUACACCACCAGUCAAUAGCAAACGAAUGUUGAGAAAGUCUGCAGAAGAAUUAUGGUUCUGGACUGGACAGUCUGCAGCGAAGAAAGUAUAUACACAAUUUCAGGAUGGGUACAAAGUCCCAUUUGAAGGUGGAUUGGUUGGCUGUUUUAUUCAAAGCGGAAAUUUACUUGUAUAUAAUAAGAACGAAAAAGUGUUUUAUGAGGUAACAGAACAAGAAGGUGUUCGAAAUAAAAUAAAAAUUGAAGAUCCCACAAAGAAACUGCCGAACAAUGACGUUUUUUCCGGCGAAAAUAUUUUGAUGGCGGAAACUUCAAAUUCAAAUCUUGUCUUUGUAUCACACAACAAAAUUAUUGCUAUCGCUGACAAAAAUGGGAAAAUUAGCGAGACAUUUGAACGAGUAGAUGCACAAUUCAAAGGUAUCACUGUGGAUAAUUACGGACAAAUUCUUGUAGCAGACUUUCAGGAGGAUUUUAUCGAUAUUUUAUCUAAGGACGGAAUUUAUCAGCGAAACAUACUGAAUAAUAAAAAUGGUGAUAAAGUCAUAUAUGGUACAAAUCAUAUUACUUUAGAUGAAUUUGGCUUUUUAUGGGUGUUCGAUUUGGAAGAUUGGACAAGGAAAGUGGGCACCAAUGUUAUACUUCCAAGACCUCCAGGUAUGGGAUAUUCAGUUCCCUGCUUUGAAGAUCCAUUAUUGCUUGCCUUUGGUUGUUUUCUGAUGUUUGGUCAGUCUGUUGUUUAUUUGACACGUUUCCCGUAUCCAUUUUCAAUUCUCUUUCAGACAAAUACAAGGAAAACAUUAAUCAGUGAAAGUAUAUUCCACAAUAAUAAGCUGGCAGAUGCUCAAUAA